This is a messenger RNA of Podarcis lilfordi (Lilford's wall lizard), 2668 nucleotides long. The record is from the annotation of a GenBank genome assembly. Lineage: Eukaryota; Metazoa; Chordata; Lepidosauria; Squamata; Lacertidae.
CGGCCCCCCGCGCCGCUGAAGAACGCCGGAGGCGGAAGGUUAUUGGGGAAAUCGAAUGCACUUGGUGGUUUUCUCUCUCUUACACCCAAACACCCUCACUCACCGAAGGCGCACGUUGCAUCGAAGAAGUAAGUGGAGUUGGUAAUGCCAACAGAAUGCCUAUAAUUUAGGGGUUUGUACUUUUAAAAUGUUUGCUUUGGGGUGGUGUUUUCUUCAAAUUGAUAUUACUUGGGGAGUCAGCGCAGUGCACAUCCACAGGCACCCCUGCAGCCUUGUAAAUAAGCACCCCAAAAGUUACUAGCAUGCAAAGAGGAAGAAGCUUUUUACUAGUAACGGAGGAGUGAAUAACACAGCAGCGUGCUGUUUUUCCGUAAAGAGUGCAGAGGAAGGAAAUGGAGCUCUAACCUUCCACCACCCACCUGCUCACUUUUCUGCAUAAAAUUUCCUGCACUGAGCUGCAUGCAUUUCCUUGUUACUUACGGCUUCCAGGCUAGUGGUUCAAUACAAGUCUACUGUGUUAGGGCUACUCUUAACAAAGUAGUUAGUGGUUUUCAAUUUUUGUCAUGAGGCUUACAAAAUAAGCAGGGUGCAUCCUUUUGAGGACAGGCAGGCUGUUCUGCUUUCUUACAGACAUUUAUAGAUUAAUGAAACGAUCCUUAAUUGUGCUCAUUUUGCUUUUUAAAAAACAUAAGCAUGGAUGUGGUUUUGAGAGAGCGAAAAGACUCUCAGGCAGUGCAAUUUUAUGCUGCCAGUUUACUAGCUGCUGCAACAACUAAAGUGGCACAUUAUAUCACUGCAAGUGGGGCAGAACUGUGCAUUUGCAGAGACUGCUUGACCACCUACUACUGAACUCUCUUGUGGUGCCUGUGUUAAUAAUCACACUGACAUGUGAUUUUUACUGGAUUUUUACUUAUUUAUUUUGGUCAAUAGCCAUUCUUGUUGCUCCUCAACAAACUGCUGCUGGACCACUGAAUAUAUUUUCAACUGCAACUUUUUACACUUACCUAGGAGGGAGUCUUAGUUAUCUCAGUGGGACUUACUUCCCCACAAAUUAUGCCCAAAGUAUCUUACAGCAUUUCACAUUUCAAAAUAAAGCUUAGAAACAUUUAGAAAUAAUGUUAAUUUAGCAAAUAAAUACAAAAAAUAAAUCCAUACAAUGCUGCUGCUUCUUUGGCAAUCACUCGUCACCGAGUAAACUAUACAAAUAUGGUAAGCUAGUUUAACAGCUUCAACUUAAACAGAAGAGAGAAUAAUCCCUAAUUCAGAAUAAUUCAGAAUAAUCCCUAAUAAGAAAGUAGAUCACAUGUUGCAGACAAUGCACUUGUAUCCAAUAGUGUGGAUCUGAGACUUCAUCUUUAAACAUCCAGAAUCUCCACCCCAUCUCUCACCUGGCUUUCACCCAGGGGGGCCUUAUACUCACCAUUAUUGUGGGCUCUUGCCCACAGUAAAGCAACCAAUAACUUUCCUUCCACACUCCCCCAUCAAUAAAGGUAUGUUCUUCUAGUCUGGAAAUCAUAAACAAAGUUUCAGUGUUGUGAUGACCCCCAAAGUAGCGGACCUUUUAGUCUUCCUCAAGUUAAAAGAUAAGGGUAACAAUGGAGAAACAUGAUUUAAAGGACAGGUUUUACAAAGAAAAAUAAGCAGUUUCAACAUUACCAGUUGAAACUCCCAUUAAGCAUUUUAGAACAUUGCCAAUUCUGUGUCUGUGGUUCAUGCUGUUCAUCAUCUUAUGCAGACCCAGUGUGUUAGUAAUUUAAUCCUUAAAUAUUUCCUACUACUAUAAUUGGUUAACACAAUCUAGCAUUUUUCUGCUUAUCUGCAGCUGCCAAUUCCUAAUCAACAAGUAGAAAUGGUGGCGUGGGUUUGAGAGUGGGAACAGGGCCUGCGUGGGAGCUGCUGCUGCUGCUGCUAGUCGCUAGCCUUCCAGGCCCUCGGUUCUUAGGGCUCUCGCGGAAACCCCGGCAAGAUGUUCAAAAAAUUUGAUGAAAAGGAGAAUGUGUCCAACUGCAUCCAACUAAAAACGUCAGUUAUUAAAGGCAUUAAGAACCAGCUGAUAGACCAGUUUCCUGGGAUCGAACCAUGGCUAAAUCAAAUUAUGCCAAAGAAAGACCCUGUGAAGAUAGUACGUUGUCAUGAACAUAUAGAAAUCCUCACAGUAAAUGGAGAAUUGUUGUUCUUCAGGCAAAGGGAAGGACCAUUUUAUCCCACGCUCAGAUUACUUCAUAAAUACCCAUUCAUUCUACCACAUCAACAAGUUGAUAAAGGAGCCAUUAAAUUUGUACUUAGUGGAGCAAAUAUCAUGUGCCCUGGUCUGACGUCUCCAGGAGCUAAACUUUAUCCUGCUGCUGCUGAUACAAUCAUGGCAAUAAUGGCCGAAGGAAAGCAACAUGCCCUGUGUGUUGGAGUCAUGAAGAUGUCGGCAGAGGAUAUUGAGAAGGUCAACAAAGGAAUUGGCAUUGAGAAUAUCCACUAUUUAAAUGAUGGUCUCUGGCAUAUGAAGACAUAUAAGUGAAGAAGCAGGAAGAAACAGCUGGGCCUGUUUUUAAUUCUUCUUUUAAAAUGUGUGGCUAAAUGUAAACUUUGUGGUGAUGCUAAAUAAAUCAAAUGAAUGCUGGUGGGGAAAACAAGUAGAAAUGGCAUGUAAAUAAAAGUUUGCUUCAUCAAACAA